GUGUGAGGAGAGAGAGAGUGCUGGAGAGAGGACAGGAGAGAAAGAACGAGAGAAGGCAGGAGAGAGAGAACGAGAGAAUGAUGGCGGCGGAGGAGGAGAAGCCGGGUUUGAAGAGCAGCAGCUCCAUCGUUCCCUGCUUCUUGUUUGUUGAGCUGGUGAUCAUGGCAGGGACGGUUCUCCUGGCGUACUACUUUGAGUACACAGACACGUUCCCCGUGCACAUCCAGGGCUUCUUCUGCUACGACAAGACGUUCUCCAAGCCCUACCCCGGCCCGGAUGAAACCAGCAAGAUACCCCCACUGCUGGUCUACUCACUGGUUACAGGCAUCCCCUGCUUCACGAUCUUGGUGGGGGAGUUGGUGGCGUUCUUUCUGAAGGCUGAGGGGACGCAAGAGAAGACCAUAGUGACAGCAGACUGCUGCUACUUCAACCCUCUGCUGCGACGCAUCGUCCGCUUCCUAGGGGUGUUCUCCUUCGGCCUGUUCACCACCACCAUCUUUGCCAACGCGGGUCAGGUGGUGACAGGAAACCAGACGCCUCACUUCCUGUCUGCCUGCCGGCCUAACUACACGGCCCUGGGGUGCACAUCCAACAUGCAGUACAUCACCCAGCCCCGUGCCUGCACUGGAAACCCCCUGGUAGUGGCGUCUGCACGCAAAUCCUUCCCCUCCAACAGUUCCUCCUGCGGGCUCCUCCCCCCUACCUCUCUCCUGUCUCAGAUGUAUGUGACGCUGGUAUUCCGGACCAAAGGCACUCGGCUGACCAAGCCUACGGUCAGCCUGACCCUGCUAUGCCUGGCCAUGCUGGUGGGAGUGGUCAAGGUGGCAGAAUACCGCAACCACUGGGCCGACGUCCUGGCCGGCUUCUUCACUGGAGGAGCCAUUGCUGUGUUUCUGGUGACGUGUGUGAUCAACAACUUCCAGCAGACGAGGCCCCCUCCCCCUCCCCCGCGACCACAGCGCCCUGAGUCGGUGCUAGGCAUGCCCAUGGUGGCUCUGCCCUGUGUGGAGAGUCCACUCGAAAAGUUAAGUGGAACUCAGCAUCCUGCACUCUCCUCCUCCUGCCCUCCCUACCAUCCCUACGUUCACCACCCAUUCUGACCAACUUUGGAUCUUUUUCUCUUGCUCCUCACUCGUUUUUAUUUUUUUCAUCACUCUUUCCACCCCAUCUUUCUCUCUGUCUCUUUCAUUCCCUCUCUCUCUCCUUCUUCCUCCAUCUCUUCUCUUCUGUCCCUCCCUCUCUCUUUUUCACUCCUCUCUCUCUCCUGCAGACUCCGAGGGGAUCUCCUUUCACAGAGAUCACAUGACCAUCAGCCGUAUCGGUUCCCCGCCACCCCAGAUGUCCUCAUUCCGUCUCGCUCCA
This is a messenger RNA of Salvelinus sp. IW2-2015, 1362 nucleotides long. Its product is annotated as phospholipid phosphatase-related protein type 5. NCBI's taxonomy places the organism in Eukaryota, Metazoa, Chordata, Actinopteri, Salmoniformes, Salmonidae. The record is from RefSeq and is a predicted model, not a curated record. Gene Ontology annotation, biological process: phospholipid metabolic process; signal transduction; phospholipid dephosphorylation. Gene Ontology annotation, molecular function: phosphatidate phosphatase activity. Gene Ontology annotation, cellular component: plasma membrane.